Messenger RNA from Diachasmimorpha longicaudata, 3355 nucleotides. RefSeq names its product transient receptor potential channel pyrexia-like (gene pyx). The record is from RefSeq and is a predicted model, not a curated record. The transcript is spliced from 6 exons. Gene Ontology annotation, molecular function: monoatomic ion channel activity; protein binding. The coding region runs from base 240 to 3065 and encodes 941 amino acids. Lineage: Eukaryota; Metazoa; Arthropoda; Insecta; Hymenoptera; Braconidae. Gene Ontology annotation, cellular component: membrane. Gene Ontology annotation, biological process: monoatomic ion transport; transmembrane transport.
AAACAGUGAAGUCGGAAAAAUUUUUUUAUAUUCAUUUACUAAUGUUCUUUUCGAACAGACAAAACGUAUUGAUAGGACGAUCUAUAUAUAAAUCUUGUGUUUAUAAACACAAGUGCUAAACGUUCGGUGGGGAAGAGGUAUACCGAGUGGAUGAGGCGUAAUUUUCACAGUUCUGUGUAGUGCUUUGAGAGAAAUAUAUAGAUAAAGAGAUUUCUCUGAUGUGGAAAUAGAAAUUGAAAAUGACGGGUCGGCAAUCAUCUAGCGUAAAUGAUGAUGAUAUGAAGCCUAGCUCAUCGAGAAGAAACGACGACGUCGAAGGACAAUAUAUAGAGAUGACUGAAUUAGCACCGACAUUUCUGCCGAAAUUGUGUGACGAUGAACACGUGUCGUUAGAAGAAAGGGUCACUUCAUGUACAUUCGUGGAAGAGGGUUCUGCAGAUCUAGCCCCCAGAAAGCACAUCGAACAAUUCCGAUCCAAAUUUGGCGAUAAUAAUCACAUAAGUACAUCAUAUGCAAAUUUUCCAGAUGGUAAACAUAUCUUCAAUGCAAUAUCUACGAUGGAAACUGACCUACUAUUACGUAUUCUCAACGAUGCAGACGGAUACGACGGGGAGAACGGUAGCAAUCAAUUCUAUUUCCCUGCUUUAAAAAAUGAAAAAAUUAACAACAUAUCGGAUGAACUUCGGGAUGCCCUGCUAUGGUCAUUUCAUACGUCGCCUGAAAAAUGGCUUUUAAUUGCCUGUUUGUGUGGACAUUAUGAUGUUGUAAUGAUACUCCUACAAUGCCAAGUUGAUAUAUCCGCCAAGGAUCCUCAGGGAAGAGGACCCCUGCACAUGGCCGCCUGGUCAGGAUCCACCGAAAUCGUUGAAGAACUUAUGAAAAAAGGAGCUAGUCCAAAUGCGUUCGAUUGUUCGAAGAAAAAAAUGACACCAAUGCAUUAUGCAGCAGAAAAAAACCAUGUUCGCAUUCUUGAAUUACUUAUAAAAAACAAUGGAGAUGUCAAUAAGGGUUAUCCAAAAAACACUCCUCUGUGCUGCGCCGUUAAAAACAAUUCAUACGAUUGCGUGGAGCUAUUAUUAGAGUCUGGAGCAUCCCCCAACAUUACUGAAGUUUUUACGGAGACUCCCAUUCACAUAGCUGCGAGUUUAGGUUCAGUCAGAAAUGUUCAGUUGCUGCUGAAACAUGGAGCAAAUGUACAACUACGUCAUGGCUCAGAAAAAUCUACUCCUCUCCAUCUAGCAGCCGAAAUCGGCAGCUGGGAGUGUUGCAAAUUGUUAUUACAGGCUGGAGCACCUAUAAAUGCUCAAAAUACUCGAAAUAAAACCGCUAUGCAUUUAGCAGCUACGGCCCAAUCAGCGGAAACUGUAAAAGUACUCCUUGAGUUUGGAGGAGAUCCUAAUGCUGUAGAUAAGACGGGUCGUACUCCAUUACAUUGUGCAGUCGCCAAAAGGCAGGAAGGGAAUGAAAUGAUUGAAAUUCUAUUGCAGGCAGGAUCCGACAUCAAUCAACCAGACAACUUUGGCUUGACUCCAUUGCACGCAGCCACCCUGAAGGUGUCCUCCUCCACAGUAAAUCUACUCGUCUCUAGGGGGGCAGAUCUAACUGCACGUACCAACAGCGGUGUUUCAGCCUUGAGCUUUGUAAUGCGUCGUAUCCCUGAUGUAAUACCACGAUACGUCGCUAAAUUGGAUCAAGCAAUUUUGACCUACGAUCACGAUUUAAGUGAUGUUGAUUGCGAAAUAAACCUGGACUUUCGUCCAUUGAUGGCCGGAGGACAACGUGAAACAGAGCUACUGCUUUGCUUCGUGGAAGCCGAUCAAAAAUCUAUUCUGAAACAUCCAUUGUGUGAAAGUUUUUUGUAUCUCAAAUGGCUCAGAGUCCGGAAAUUCUUUGUUAUUACUCUCAUCUUUCGAGCAAUCUUCGUGGCUUUUUUCACAAGUUACACUCUAGUAACGUAUGUCUACGAAUCCUACCAUGUGAUGAGAAAAAUAUUAUUCUGGCCAGUUGUUAUCUUUACUAUUAUGCUAGUUGUUAAAGAAGUUUUUCAACUUGCACACGGUAUUUCAAUUUAUGUAAGACGUUGGGAAAAUUGGUUGCAGUGGAGUAUUACAGUUUUGACAAGUCUUAUUUUGAUUACUCCCAUUGAAGAAUGGCAGUACCACGUCGUAGCCAUUGAUAUACUUUUAGUCUGGAUCGAAUUGAUGGUAGUCCUUGGAAGAUUUCCAACGUUUGGGGUGUAUAUACAAAUGUUUGCACAAGUAGCUAUCAAUUUUUUUCAAUUUAUUGGAGCCUACAUCUCUCUUAUUAUCGGAUUUGCUCUAGGAUUCACUAUUCUUCAUAAAGAUUACAAAUCAUUUCGCAAUCCACUGCUGGGACUGUUGAAGACAAUUAUUAUGAUGUCUGGAGAGCUAGAGUUCGAAGACGUAUUCUACGAUGAUGAUGUUCCACUUAAAUUUCCGUGGACUUCUCAUCUAAUGUUAUUGGCAUUUGUUCUACUGGUAACUGUGAUAUUGACUAACCUCAUGGUGGGUCUUGCAGUUUCGGAUAUCCAAGAAUUAAGAAGAUGUGCUGGAUUGGAUAGACUCGUGACAAGAGCUGUAUUGGUGGCGGAUUUAGAAAGUAUAUUGUUUUCAAAGUUCCUAGAUUAUGGUUUGUGUGCAUUAAGCAAGAUGUUGAGAAGGCAGGCAUUGAUAUUACCUCAUGAUAGUGGUUUUGUUGUUCGUAUAAAGCCAAAUGAUCCAAGAGAGACGACACUGCCCAAGGAACUGUUAAAAGCAAUCUGGGGACUUGUAUCGGAAAAAACAGAUAAAGAAAACCGAAAGAAAAAAGAACAUGAAUUGUGGAGAAGGAACAAUCGAUGUCGUGAAGAGGAUUCCGAUGGCUGCGAAUCACGUAAUUUAAUUAGUGCCGCGAGUUCUAGUGAUAUCGACAGGCAGCACGUCUCAGAGAUUACAGAAGAGUUUAGGAAGUACUCGAAAAAUAUUUCAGUGAAGUUGGAUGGACUUAUUUCGAGGGUGGAAACUGCGCUGAGAGAGAUCGAUGCGAAGAAUCAAAGGACUGGUUGAAUUUAUAUUCCAUGGUACCGUUGGUGAAAAGAUCUACAGCUCUCCUGAAGCUUCUGUAGGCGAACUGAUUCUCAAUUAAAAUAUCAUGCCAUUUUUUAAUGCCGAAAGUUGGUGAUAUUCACUGAUGAAACUGAGGAAUUAUUGAUUACUGACGUCAACUCGAGGAUUCAGAUUGAAAUUUAAUAUUGUAUAUGUCAUUUGAUUUUAAUUGAAUUUGUAAUAUUAUAAUGUUAUUGUAAGUGUAAAUUUGAGCAAUUAAAGAAAUGCCCCAACUGACUAGCUACAAAAAA